AGUUUGUUUCUACCCGAAUAUUGCAUUUCCUCGACUUUAAAGCAGAUUGCGAUAUUUGCGGCGAAUUGAAUCUCUAGAAUAUCGAGAUUCAUCCUGAUACACGAAUAAUGGAAAGCCUGUUUUAUAUUUGAAUGAAUGCAAAUCCGCAACCUAUUUAGCGCCGGUAACCAUGGGAGAAGACGCAUAGAAUAUUGUAUUCUACACUCUCUUUUUUGAGGAACUGAAUUAUCUUCAAAAGCAUCGUUCUGUAUAACCAUCAUUAUUCAUCAGUAAUCAUCGACAAUGAGUUCGUCAACCGCCGGCGCCAUAUGGAAAGUGGAAACCAGGCUUUAACCGUUCGCGUUAGUCUGGACUCUUGUAUAUCAUCUGGAAGCAAGUCUGAUGUCAGCAGGUUGGCCAACACACAGUUCAUGUUCAGUGGAGGGACAUACACGCACCUGCAGUCUGGCGAACUGAACUAGUGUUGGAAGCUUCUGGGAAAGUAAAAAGCUUUAUAAUGGCUAUAACGAUCGAUGAAUCAUUUAAAAAGAUCGGCGAAUUUCGCCAAUAUCAAUGGUAUAUUUUGACAUUGAUGGGGUAUUGCAUUUUGACUGUGGCAGCUUUCAAUGGCAUGAUAGUGGCCUUUAUUGCAGCCGAACCUGACUGGAAAUGUGUUGAAGGAUACAAAAAUAAUACCGUGUGUAGAUUUAACAACUCAAUAACGUUAACCAGUGAUGAUUACAAAGCCAGAUGUAAAAUGCCGAGAGAAGCUUGGACGUUCGUAGAUGACUUUACAUCCAUUGUUACUGAGUAUGAUCUGGUUUGUGGUGAUUCAAUACUUUUGUCCUUUGCUCAAUCGUCGUGGUGGUUUGGAAUGCUGGUUGGUCUAUUGUUUGCUGGAAGUUUAUCAGAUAAAUAUGGAAGGAGAAAAAUUAUCAGUGCGGGCUUUAUCAUCAGUACAACUGCAGCCAUCGUUGUCGUUUUCCCGAAGAAUUUCGUUGUUUUCAUCGUUUGUCGGCUAAUCUUUGGACUGGGUUCAGGUUUUAUAAACUCCUCAGCAUUCUCUUUACUGACGGAGUUCACGACCGAUAAAUAUCAUUCGUGGCUCGGCAUUGGAUAUUUCACGUUUUACGCGUUAGGUUUAAUGAUAUUACCUCUGAUAGGAUUCUUAGCACCAGCGUGGAGAACUUUCUUACUCAUAACUGCUUUGUUUGCUGCACCUGUUUUGUUGCUAGUCUGGCUGAUACCUGAAUCACCACGAUGGUUAUUGUUAAACCAGAAAGAGAAGGAAGCAAGAAAUCAACUUUUGAAGGUCGCUAAAAUGAACAAGAGAACAUUACCUGACGAUGAAUUUGUAAAGCCAGUUAUUUCAAAACCACAAGCUAGCUUAAAACUCCUGUUUUCAACGCGAAAGGUGGCAAAAAUAACGUUAAUUAGCUGGAAUUUAUGGUUCACCCAUGCACUUGUACUGUAUGGUGUAUCUUAUGGUUCUGUUGAUCUUGGUGGAAACAGAUAUCUAAACUUUUUCUUGCUUAGUCUUGUGGCAGCUCCCGCAAAUUUUUUUUGUAUGUGGGCCGUUAACAGAUUUGGCCGUAAAGUGUGCAUCAUAUUUGGUUUAAUAAUCACUUUCCUGGCGUCUGCCGUUUUAGUCUCGAUACCAGCAAAUAAGAAUCCCGCGAAUAUUGGUGGUCGUGUCACUGCGGCAAUCAUUGCAAGAUUUUUUAUUGGCUUUUCUUUCAACGGCUGUUAUGUAUGGACCAGCGAGUUGUAUCCAACAGUUAUAAGAGCGACUGCGAUGUCCACGUCUUCUGGGUCAGCUAGAGUUGGUUCAUUUGCCGCCAGCUACAUUAUCUGGCUUAUUCGUAUCCAUGUAGCACUACCGUACAGUAUAUUUGGCGCGAUUUGCAUCCAAGCGGCGAUACUUGGAUUAUUCCUGCCAGAGACGAAAGGUGCAGCAACAAAGGAGACAAUGGACGACAUGAGAGCACACCCGGAGAAUGGGAUGGAUUUGCAUGUUUACACAAACAAUGCUAUCGACCAGUCGUAAAAGAAUAACCGCGUUGAAGGAAAACUGU
Dendronephthya gigantea is the source of this 2054-nucleotide messenger RNA. Its product is annotated as solute carrier family 22 member 15-like. The coding region runs from base 497 to 2026 and encodes 509 amino acids. Gene Ontology annotation, molecular function: transmembrane transporter activity. The record is from RefSeq and is a predicted model, not a curated record. Gene Ontology annotation, biological process: transmembrane transport. Lineage: Eukaryota; Metazoa; Cnidaria; Anthozoa; Malacalcyonacea; Nephtheidae. The transcript is spliced from 11 exons. Gene Ontology annotation, cellular component: membrane.